UAAUAUUCAACACAUGAGGGAACAGUUUGAUGCCCUAGGUCUGUCUUUUACAUGGGAAAGGGAAAUAACCACUUGCUUACCAGAGUACUACAAAUGGACACAAUACCUCUUUCUUAAGCUUUUUGAAACUGGGAUAGUUUAUCAAAAAGAGGCCUUGGUUAAUUGGGAUCCAGUGGAUCAGACUGUUCUAGCUAAUGAACAGGUGGAUGACAAUGGCUGCUCGUGGCGUUCAGGAGCAAAAGUGGAACAGAAAUACCUCAAACAGUGGUUUAUCAAAACUACUGCUUAUGCAAAGGCUAUGUUUGAUGCUUUGUCUGAUCUCCCCGAGUGGUAUGGUGUAAAAGAAAUGCAAGCAAAUUGGAUAGGUGACUGUGUUGGAUGCUCUCUUGACUUCUUGCUAAAGGUGAAUGGGGAAGUAACAGGAGAGAAGCUGGCAGCUUACACCUAUACGCCUGAAGCCAUUUAUGGAGCUUCCCAUUUAUAUAUUUUACCGACUCACAGACUGCUGCAUGGGAAUAGCAGUCUCAGGGAAGUCUUUCAGAGGGAGCUCAUCCCAGGGAAAGACUCCCUGACUUCUGUGACAGCUGUGAAUUUACUUACCAAUCAGGAGAUUCCCAUAGUCAUCUCAGCAAAAACCAGUUUUGAGAAUUUUCUUGAUGCUAAAAUAGGAAUUCCUGACACCAGUGCAGAAGAUGCUGCACUAGCUAAAAAUCUGGGCAUUUCUUUCACUGAAGUCAUUGAGACAUCGCCAAAUGGCUUGGAGAAAGUAAUUAAUUCUGCAGAGGUCACGGGCAUGACUCGGCAGGAGGCUCUAGAAGCUGUCACCCAGCGAGCCAAAAAUAAGAGAGUAGGUGGAGACCUAACGAGUGACAAAUUAAGAGACUGGUUAAUAUCUCGACAGCGGUACUGGGGGACACCUAUUCCCAUCAUCCACUGCCAGGCGUGUGGUACUGUCCCUGUGCCUUAUGAAGACUUACCCGUGGUGUUGCCCAACAUAACCACCUUCACGGGGAAGGGAGCCUCACCUUUAGAAAGAGCUCCGGAGUGGGUGAAUUGCUCCUGCCCCAGGUGUAAGGCGGCAGCACGGCGAGAAGUCGACACCAUGGACACAUUUGUGGAUUCCGCGUGGUACUACCUGAGGUACACUGACCCUCACAACAGGGACAGGCCCUUUAAUAGUGACUUAGCAGACUAUUGGAUGCCUGUGGACUUGUACGUUGGAGGAAAGGAGCAUGCAGUUAUGCACUUAUUCUACGCAAGGUUUUUCAGCCAUUUUUGCCAUGAUAUGAAGAUGACAAAACACAAGUAA
This is a messenger RNA of Apaloderma vittatum (bar-tailed trogon), 1309 nucleotides long. Its product is annotated as probable leucine--tRNA ligase, mitochondrial. The record is from RefSeq and is a predicted model, not a curated record. NCBI's taxonomy places the organism in Eukaryota, Metazoa, Chordata, Aves, Trogoniformes, Trogonidae. The annotation marks the transcript as partial. Gene Ontology annotation, molecular function: leucine-tRNA ligase activity; ATP binding; aminoacyl-tRNA deacylase activity. Gene Ontology annotation, biological process: leucyl-tRNA aminoacylation; mitochondrial translation. Gene Ontology annotation, cellular component: mitochondrion. The transcript has 10 exons.